GAAAAACUUCAGAGCGGCAAGAUUAGAAUGACUGCCUCCACUCUUCCUGCCUUUCUAUGGGCUGGGGAUCUACUGGGCAAAGACUACAAUGACGACAACAUGUUUGAAGGGAUGUUUGAAGGUCAUUUGUUGGAAAGAACUAUGCGCCAUAUUUUUACAAGUCCCUCAAGUGUGUAUGGGGGGGAGAUGUGGGUGACACGCACAUGUAAUGCUGCUCUUCAUGACAUGAUGACAGUAGAAGCAGCACAUAUUGCCUAUGGCUGCUUGCAGGUUCAUUUUGGUAUUCGCACCAAGAAUGCUUGGUUGGAAGUCGACAGCAAUUUCAACUAUAGGGACUUUUACAACAACAUUGUCAACCUCAUCAAAGAUUCCCCUAAUCCAGAAAGGAAAGACAAAAUCCUCAAAGCUUGGAAUAUGUAA
Suillus subalutaceus is the source of this 420-nucleotide messenger RNA. RefSeq lists its product as uncharacterized. The transcript is spliced from 3 exons. The record is from RefSeq and is a predicted model, not a curated record. NCBI's taxonomy places the organism in Eukaryota, Fungi, Basidiomycota, Agaricomycetes, Boletales, Suillaceae. The annotation marks the transcript as partial.